AUGUCUAGCUGUAAGUGUGGAAGCAGUUGCAACUGUGGUGAUAGCUGCAAUUGUAACAAGAGUGGAUUGAGCUACUCCGAAAUGGAAACCAAAGAAACCGUGGUUCUCGGCGUCGCUCCGGCGAAGAUCCACUCUGAUGGUGCUGAAAUGAGUGUCACGGCUGAGGAUGGUGGCUGCAAGUGUGGUGAUAGCUGCACUUGUGACCCUUGCAACUGCAAAUGA
This is a messenger RNA of Lathyrus sativus (Indian pea), 222 nucleotides long. The record is from the annotation of a GenBank genome assembly. NCBI's taxonomy places the organism in Eukaryota, Viridiplantae, Streptophyta, Magnoliopsida, Fabales, Fabaceae.